Messenger RNA from Cicer arietinum (chickpea), 1455 nucleotides. RefSeq names its product protoheme IX farnesyltransferase, mitochondrial. NCBI's taxonomy places the organism in Eukaryota, Viridiplantae, Streptophyta, Magnoliopsida, Fabales, Fabaceae. Gene Ontology annotation, cellular component: membrane; mitochondrion. The record is from RefSeq and is a predicted model, not a curated record. Gene Ontology annotation, biological process: heme A biosynthetic process. Gene Ontology annotation, molecular function: protoheme IX farnesyltransferase activity.
CCGCUGCAGCGGGUUUCCAUAGACCAAUCGCGAUGAUGACAAUGUUCAGAAGGAAUUGGAAUUGUGCUACCUUGUAUUCCAGACUCGUUAAUCCUUCAACAUCAUCUAGUUUUCACAACGUUACUCAUCUCCGUUCUUCGUCUUCUUCGAAUCUUCAUCUCUCACCAUCUUCUGUUGUUCCCUCUAAAUCCACCGAUCUUUUCUCCCUCGCCCGCCACUAUGGAAACUGCUAUGCUGAACUCUCCAAAGCCCGUCUCAGCCUGCUUGUGGUUGCAACGUCUGGGACUGGAUUUGUGUUGGGGAGUGGUGGUGCUGUUGAUCUCUCCUCACUUUCUAUGACUUGCUUGGGUACCAUGAUGGUUGCUGCAUCUGCUAGCACUUUAAAUCAGGUGUUUGAGAUCAAGAAUGAUGCCAUAAUGAGGAGAACAAGCCAAAGGCCAUUGCCCUCGGGACGCAUUACAAUACCUCACGCAGUUGGCUGGGCAUCCUCUGUUGGUUUGGCUGGCACAGCCCUACUAGCUACACAGACUAAUAUGUUAGCUGCUGGGCUUGCUGCUUCCAACCUGAUUCUGUACUCAUUUGUAUAUACGCCAUUGAAGCAGAUUCAUCCUGUAAAUACAUGGGUGGGGGCUGUAGUCGGUGCUAUUCCACCACUUUUGGGGUGGGCUGCAGCUUCUGGUGAUAUUUCACUAAAUAGUUUGAUUCUUCCGGCUGCUUUGUAUUUUUGGCAGAUACCACAUUUUAUGGCCCUUGCUUAUAUGUGCCGCGAUGACUAUGCUGCGGGAGGGUUUAAGAUGUACUCUCUUGCUGAUCCAUCUGGGCGGAAAACAGCAUUGGUUGCUAUGAGGAACUCCAUAUAUCUAAUCCCUUUGGGUUUCUUGGCAUAUGAUUGGGGUGUGACUUCUGGAUGGUUUUGUCUUGAGUCCACUGCACUUACACUUGCAAUAAGCGCUGCAGCGUUUUCAUUUUAUAGAGACCGUACUAAGGAAAGCGCUAGGAGAAUGUUCCAUGCCAGUCUUCUUUAUCUCCCUGUGUUUAUGACUGGGUUUCUAGUUCACCGUCGCACAGAUAACCAACAAAUCAUAGAAGUCAAUGCAAAGGGUUUUGUGAAAUCUUCAUCCUCUGUGGAAUCUUCAGAUAUGGUUGAUAAAAGUGGUAACCAGAAUAUCAAGGGAAGGCGAGGGACCCGAGCUCGUCCACCUGUAGCAUAUGCCUCUAUUGCUCCUUUCCCCUUUUUGCCUGCUCCUUCAUAUGAAGUCAUUUAACAUUUAUCAUGUGUUCAACUUUUGUAUGACCACAUUUUCUUAUCAUGCUUUGUUUGAUUGAUUUGAUAUAUUCAUUGAAAUUGUUUUCUCAAUGGCCAAAGCCAUUAAGGAUUUUGCAUUGAACAUGGAAGAUGAAGUAUAUAAUGUGAAAUAAAUUAUAGUUACUCUGGAUUUUGCAUGAAUAUGCAAA